AUGAUACAACCAGUAGAUACUGGUCAGACCGUGACAGCAUUUAAACGGUGGAUUUCAGUACAUGGUGUACCACGUAUUCUAGAAACAGAUAACGGACCGCAAUUUGCAUCGGCAGAAUUCAAGGAAUUCACAAAAAGUUGGAACAUCGAACAUCGUACAUCGAGUCCAAGAUUUCCCCGAUCAAAUGGUCUUGCAGAAAGAGCAGUACAAGCUGUCAAGUAUUUAUUCCGUAAAUGUACGAUUGACAAAAGUGACAUUUACGAGGCGUUGCUAAAUAUACGCAAUGUACCUCGGAACAGCGUCUUCGGUUCACCAGUCCAACGUCUGUUUAGCCGGCAAACACGCACACCCAUGCCGACUACUGAAACAAUAUUAAGACCCAAGAUACAAGAGAAUGUACAAGAAGAAUUAGAGCGACACCGAAUGAUCCAGAAAAAGUACGCAGACCCACAACAUCAUCGAUCCUUAGAACCAGGUAACACAGUAAGAGUCUACCAGGAAAAUCGUAAUUGGAUCCCGGGUCAGGUGAUAACAAAACGAUCCGAACCACGAUCAUAUGACGUACAGUUGCAAUCGACGGCCUCACUACCAUCGGAACCUAUGCAGGAAGUCAGGCCACCACCACCAGAAGUAAUUCCAGACGUACCAGCUACUUCGCAACCGACAGCGGACAUCCCUCCAUCUUCUGGAACGUGCUCGAAUAGACAUCGGACAACCCGCUAUGGACGAACUAUCAAAGCUCCAGAUCGAUUAAAUUUAUAA
Molecule: messenger RNA, 762 nt
Organism: Cyphomyrmex costatus
Lineage: Eukaryota; Metazoa; Arthropoda; Insecta; Hymenoptera; Formicidae
Exons: 2
Coding region: 1-762 (253 amino acids)
Biological process (GO): DNA integration
Molecular function (GO): nucleic acid binding
Source: RefSeq, a predicted model, not a curated record